This is a messenger RNA of Vicia villosa (hairy vetch), 1082 nucleotides long. RefSeq lists its product as uncharacterized. Bases 153 to 866 code for a protein of 237 amino acids. The transcript is spliced from 5 exons. The record is from RefSeq and is a predicted model, not a curated record. Lineage: Eukaryota; Viridiplantae; Streptophyta; Magnoliopsida; Fabales; Fabaceae.
AGAAAUAACCACCUCAAACCGAGUGACAAAGACAAUGGCUCUCCGAACAGGCGGCACCACCAACGAUUUUUCCAAAUAAAAUCAACCGCUUAGUCCUAAUUUCAUUUCACAAUACGUGUGGUUCACUCCUUUUCUCUCUCUCAUUUUCUUCAAUGGCCGAAACUUCCACCCUUUUCAGAUUCAGAUUCUCUUCUCCACCAUUCAAUUCCACAUCUCCUUCAAAACCUUUCACAUUCAAUCCCAAUUCUUUCCCUCUCUCAUCACCUUCUAUCUCUCAACCCCGUCUUCUCCGUUUCAACCCCAAAGCCAACCAUUCCAACAACAACAACUCCGAUGAAGAUCCCUUCGAGUUCUUCCCUUGGUCUGACUCCGACGCUGAAAUUCAAUGGGUUGCUCAGGACAGAUUUACCUUCUUCACUGCGGAUGGUCUGGUCCAAAUUGGAGGCUCCAUGACUCCUCGUCGUGCCAGGUUUUCUGAUAAGCAAGGGAAAUUCAAAACUGCUAAAAAAUUUCAACGGUAUCAAGAGAGUAACUAUAUGGACCCCAAUCAAGGCCUUUGCCUGGGUGCACUCUUUGAUAUUGCAGCUACAAAUGGACUUGAUAUGAGCAGAAGGCUCUGCAUUUUUGGUUUCUGCCGCUCUAUUGAAAUGCUUAGUGAUGUGGUGGAAGAUACUGUUUUGGAGCAUGGUGGGGAGGUGAUUGCUGCAGAGAAGGCAAGCAGAGGUGAUUUGCAUGAAAAGCUAACCAUGACUGUUGCGGUACCAUUGCUAUGGGGCGUUCCUCCAGCUUCCGAGACGCUCCACCUAGCCGUUAAAAGUGGAGGAGGAAUUGUAGAUAAGGUCUAUUGGCAAUGGGACUUUCUGUAAAUAUAUUGUAGGUUUUCUAACCAUUCUUUGUGCACUCUGUACAUAAACUUAGUAUCUCUGUAUAUGCACAAAAAAAGUUGUUGUAUCUCUUCUGUACAUGUACAAAUAUUUAUUUUCAUGUCAAUAUCCAAUUGUCCGUACCACAAUAAAUUGUUUGUUGUGGCAUGAGAACUUAAACUUGAAUAUAUCUGCCUUUGAUUAAAAUUUGCUGGAAAA